This is a messenger RNA of Sardina pilchardus (European sardine), 999 nucleotides long. Its product is annotated as ladderlectin-like. The record is from RefSeq and is a predicted model, not a curated record. The transcript has 6 exons. Lineage: Eukaryota; Metazoa; Chordata; Actinopteri; Clupeiformes; Clupeidae. Gene Ontology annotation, molecular function: signaling receptor activity. The coding region runs from base 129 to 626 and encodes 165 amino acids.
AAAUAAACGAACAUUGAUAUAUGGUAACUGUAGUCACCAAAGUCUCAGUCUGGAACAAAGAGAAUAACGGGUUGCUGAUAUUAACCCUGACCUUCCUGAAGUUCCUCAACUCUACAACUUAUUGAGGCAUGAUCAGCAGAGGCAGCUUCCUCCUCUCCGCUCUCCUUCUCUGCUGCGGAGGAGAUGCCCAAGUGAGGUGCCCCCGCGGUCCAUGCCCACAGCCCUCCGACGAUGGUGAGUUGAUUUGCCCGCCGGGAUGGUCAGGGUUUGAGAGCAGCUGCUUUCGGUUUGUUCCUUCUGAGACAACUUGGGCCCAUGCUGAGCGUAACUGUAUGGCCAUGGGAGGUCACCUGGCCUCGGUACACAGCAGAGAUGAGUAUCUAUUCAUCCAGCAUCUGAUCCAAAGAGUCUCUAAUGGUGCACCAUGGACGUGGAUCGGAGGGACUGAUGCUGCUCAGGAGGGUGUGUGGUUUUGGAGUGAUGGGUCUAGGUUUGACUACACUCACUGGAAAUCUGGUGAACCUAACAAUAGUGGUGGAAAUGAGCAUUGUGUGCAUACAGUUGGAGAAUAUUGGAAUGAUGUCAAAUGUACGUAUUCGUAUGCAUCAGUGUGUUCCAUGGGCUGAGGAGGUGCUGUGAAAUGCUUCCAUUUCAAGAUUAUAAGCAAGCUCCCACUGACCUAAACCAUAACUAAUGUCAUUCAAGUGCAUGGUCCAUAAAUAUAAAGUAAAUUGAAAGCUGAAUUAUUGCUUACAUCGUUUUCCAGGAGGACAAUAUUUCAGUUGAGGACAUUUUUAAAUGAAAUUGUUAUUUCCAGAAAAUGUGCAUUAAAUGUUCAUGUUAUCUAAGUAAUUAGUAAGAAUAAUCUUGCCACUGCAUUUCAAUUCAGUUUCAUUUUCUAAUAUCUUUUGAAAUCAGUAGCACAGUGCAUUUUCACAAUACAAUACAUUUGAUGCCAAUGUUAAAAAUUAACACAAUUAAAAUUUUACCAAACGAAAA